AUGGCGGAUGCCUUUGUGUCAUUUGCAGUUAAAAAAUUGAGUGAUUUCCUCAGAGACCAAGUUUCCCUGAGAACAAAUCUCAGAGAGGAAGUUGAGUGGCUGAUAAAAGAGCUACACAUCAUAAAGUCAUACCUCGGAGAUGCAGAACAAAAGCAAAGUGGAGAUCAUAGAGUUCAACAAUGGCUGUUUGAAAUCAACUCUAUUGCUAAUGACGCUGUUGCUAUACUCGAGACUUACAGCUUCGAGGCUGGUAAAGGUGUUAGUCAUCUCAAGGCUUGCCCUUGCAUAUGUAGGAAGGAGAAGAAAUUCUACAAUGUCCUUGAGGAGAUUCAAUCACUCAAGCAGCGAAUCAUAGAUAUCUCUUGCAAACGAGAGACUUAUGGUAUUACAAAUAUCAAUUAUAAUGCAGGAGAAGGGCCAAGUAAUCAGGAUGUUGUAGAAAAAUUGUUAGAUGAACUUCUCAGAGCAGAGGCUCGUCCAAGCGUCAUCUCCAUUUGCGGAAGGGGUGGUUUAGGCAAGACUACACUUGCGAGAAACCUCUAUAUCAAUCCUAAUAUAGUCAAUAGCUUCCAUAUGCGUGCUUGGAUAUGUGCUCCUGAAAAGAACACCGUGGAUGUCCUCAAGAAUAUCAUAAAAUCCAUCCAAUCUUGCAGCAAGGAAAUUCUAGAUUGGUUGGAAAGGAUGACAGAAAGAGAUUUAGAAAUUUACCUUCGGGCUCUUUUAAAAAAACGCAAAUACCUUGUUGUGGUUGAUGAUCUAUGGCAUACAGAAGCGUGGGAGAGUUUGGAAAAAGCAUUCCGAGAUGGCAAGAAAGGCAGCAGAGUCAUUAUUACCACCCGCAUGAAGGAUAUCGCUGAAAGAGCAGACGAAGGUUUUGUCCAUUAUCUCCGUUACCUAAGCCAAGAAGAAAGUUGGGAUCUCUUUUGUAGGAAACAACUCGAUGUUCAGGCAAUGGUUCCAAAAAUGGAAAGGUUAGCUAGAGAUAUGGUGGAAACGUGUGGAGGCUUACCUCUUACAAUUGUUGUAUUGAGCGGACUCCUUUCGCAUAAAAGGGGGCUAGACGAAUGGAAAAAGGUGAAAGAUCACCUUUGUAAGAACAUUAUUGAAGAUGAAUGUACUGAAAGCCUCAAAAUACUAUCAUUAAGCUACAAUGAUUUGUCAACUGCGCUCAAGCAGUGUUUUUUGUACUUUGGUAUUUUUCCAAAAGGUCAAGUGGUCGAGGCUGAAAACAUAAUAUGGUUGUGGAUGGCAGAAGGUUUCAUACCCAGAGGAGAAGAAAGAAUGGAGGAUGUCGCUGAAGGCUUCUUGAAUGAGCUGAAAAGACGAAGCUUGGUUCAAGUGGUAGAUACAUUCUGGGAAAAAGUUGAAGUAUGUAGUGUUCAUGAUUUACUUCGUUAUCUUGCGAUACAAAAGGCAUUGGAGGUAAACUUCUUUGACAUUUAUGAUCCAAGAAACCACUCCAUAUCCUCUUCAUGUAUCAGACAUGGCAUUCAUAGUCAAGAAAAAAGGUACCUCUCACUUGAUCUUUCUAACUUGAAGUUGAAGUCAAUUAUGUUCUUCAAUCUAGGAUUUCGUAACAUGAGUCAUAUAAACUUCAGUAGUGUGUUCCAACAUGUAUAUGUGUUGUACAUGGAUACUAUUGAUGGCACUUUACCUGAUUCCAUAGGAAGUUUGUACCACCUCAAGUUCUUAAGAUUGACAGGUGUUAUUCAUGAUUUACCCUCCUCCAUUGGCAGCCUCAAGAAUUUACAAAUACUUUGUGUCAAAUGUAAUUUCAAACAAUUCUGCCAACUACCCCCCGAAACAGCUGACCUAAUAAAUUUAAGAUAUUUAGCUGUUCCCUAUUCAGAACCUCUGAAUCGUAUAAGAAAACUCACAAGUCUUCAAUCUCUCAAAGGCGUCUCUUGUGAUCAGUGGAAAGAUGUUGAUCCUGUUGAUUUAGUCAAUCUUCAAGAAUUAAGCAUGAUUAGUAUUACCAAAUCUUACUCCCUCAACAACAUUAGCAACUUGAAAAACCUUAGCACUCUCAAGUUGUUGUGUUAUGCUGAUGAAUCAUUCCCAUCUCUUGAAUUUCUUAAUUCUUGUCAUAACCUCAAGAAAUUGUUGUUAGAAGGUAGAAUAGAGAAACUGCCUUUGUUUCCAAAUUCCAUCACAAUGCUGACUCUUGUCGACUCAAAACUCAUGGAAGAUCCGAUGUUUAUUUUGGGAAUGUUGCCAAACCUAAGGAAUCUCUGUUUGUUUAGAGCUUAUCAAGGAAAAGAAAUAAUCUGCAGUGAUAACAGUUUUAGUCAACUGAAGUUCCUUAGUCUUGAUUGUCUUUGGAACCUAGAAAGAUGGAAUUUAGCAACAAGUGCCAUGCCUCUGAUCAAAGCUCUUCGUAUCGAUCGCUGUCUAAAGCUGAACCAAAUUCUUGAGAGAAUGAAAGAUGUGGAACCAUUGCCUAUUGAAGAGAAAUUAAAUGCGCUGAAGCUUUUCAACCAUAUAUGA
Solanum verrucosum is the source of this 2487-nucleotide messenger RNA. RefSeq names its product disease resistance protein RPP13-like. The record is from RefSeq and is a predicted model, not a curated record. Gene Ontology annotation, molecular function: ADP binding. Gene Ontology annotation, biological process: defense response to other organism. Lineage: Eukaryota; Viridiplantae; Streptophyta; Magnoliopsida; Solanales; Solanaceae. The transcript is spliced from 2 exons. Bases 1 to 2487 code for a protein of 828 amino acids.